UGUAUGGAAAUUUGUAAAUUAUAAUCUGUGCAUAAUGGCGGUUUUCGGCUUGUGUUUCUUGUACUAAGUCGCGGAUGUUUGGUUAUAAUUUUUUGUGGUGAAUCGUUGAUUUUAUUAAAUAAUUGCAAUGCGUCGUAGGAGUGAUAAAGGAGCUACCAAAAAGGCAAAAGCAUCGCCUGAAAAAAAAGAAAAGGAAAAACCAGAAAAAUUGAAACGUACCAGAAGUAGACGUAGAAAACAAUCAUCUUCAUCUGAAAAUGAGCCUGUCGAAGAAAGCGUUUCCAAACAAAUAAACGAAGUUUCUGAACCUGUUACAGAAGCAGUCCCCCCGGUCGUUGCAAAGGAAGAGAGUCCAGAACAGUCUCAAGAGCAAGUAUGGCAGGUAAAAGCUGCUGAUACUUCUGAUGGGGGCGAGAUACAAAAACUUAAAAUAUGUCUCACUCGUCCACCAUCCACUCCUGAAAGAGUUGACAGGUCUCCACGUAGCAAGAGAAAGCAUUCGCGCGCUACUAGUUCUAGUGAUACGCCUAGUGUUGAAAGUGAAGAAAAAAAGAAACCGAAACAUCGUACUAGAAGGUUUACAGCAGAAGCAAAAGAUUCUCUAGAAAAAAGUUCAUCUGUUCAUAGUGAUGAGAUGGAGAAUGAGAGUCAAGCACAACCUUCAACAAAAUCCGAUUCUGAUAUAAGUCAAAGUAAUGAAUCAAAAGAAACAAAGGAAACUACAUCAUAUGAGACACCAAUGUCAACAACAAAUGAUGAUAAAGAUGAAAAAACUGAAACAUCAGAAACAGUUAAAAGUGAAUCAUUAAAUCAGGAUAAGGAUGAACAGGAUAAAAUAUCUGAUGCAGAUACAACUGUAGCUUCUCCUAAACAGCAAGAGGAGGUAACUGCUUCUCCAGAGAAGAAAAGUCCUAUAAGGAAACGGAGCUCCUCACUUGAGAAAUCUGAAGUACUGGAAUUACAUGCUGAGGAUAGUAGGUGUGAAUCAUCUGACUUUAAUGAACCUCAGGAAGAAGACUCUAAGGACACAAGUGUGAAGCCAAAGGACGAAGAGAUCACAGAAGAUUCUAAUAAGGUAAGUAUUAAUGAACCAGAAAAUGAAGUUUCAGGGAAAACUGAGUCUACUACUGAGGUUCAAACUACUGAUACUAAAAAUGAUGUUGUAGAGGUAAGCAAUGAGGAAACAAAAAAAGAAUCUGUCAACACACAGGAGAUGUCCAGUGAAGCAACGGAAGUUGAGGAUAAUCAACAGCAUACAUCAGGUGAGGGCAAUGAAGAGCCUAACAAUGUAGAGAAACCAAGUAAUAUACAGGAAAUUGAAGAAAACAAAACAGAAAGCAAAAAUAAAGAAGAGAUUCAAAAAGAAACAGAAGUUGCUAAGCCCUCUGAAGAAAUUUCUAAUGGCCAGGCAACAUCUAUAGUGAUAAACAGAAAGCGGCGAUGGGGGUCUCGCCCCAGUAAACUUACAACCCAAAAGUCUUUAACAAUAUCAACUGACAUUCUGAAAGAAAUAAUACCAGAUGUGAAACCAGCAGAAUUUGAAGAAGUUAUUGAAGAGAGGAAACAUAAAAGAAUUGAAGUUCCCGAAAGAAUUGAGAGACCAGUAUUGCCUAAAAUUGUAAUUGACAACACAGAAAAUGUGGAGCGAAAUAAAAAAGAGUCUGAUGAUAAGGACAAGGAGAAUUCUGGAGAGAAAAAGUCAUCAGAUUCACAAUUAGUUUCAUCAAGGAAAAUAUCGAUUGUAAAGGACAAUGACAGCAUUAUUGCUCGACCACCGAGUCCUCCCAGGCAUAAGCAAUCAAACAUUUUGUUCAUAACAAAUCUGGUCAGACCAUUCACAUUACCACAGCUCAAGAACUUGCUACAAAGAACUGGAAGGAUAUCUGAAAAUGGCUUUUGGAUUGAUAGAAUCAAGUCAAAAUGUUUUGUUAUAUAUGAGAAUGAGGAUCAAGCUGUGGAAACAAGACAUGCUCUACAUGGGGUAACUUGGCCAGUAUCAAAUCCUAAAACAUUACAAGUUGAUUUUUCUACUCAAGAGGAAUUUGAUAAAGCAAAGGCCAAUGAAGAUACAGAUAAUGCUAAAGCGUCCACAAUCCCAGGAACAGUAGAAGAUUGGCUUCGGGAACAAGAUAUGAAAAGAGAAAAAGGAGAAAUUGUUUCUGACCGCCCAUGGGAACGAAAAGUGGCAACACGCGAAUGGGAUCUUGGCAAAAACGAUAAGAGCAAGGAAAAGGACAAGUUCCCAAGAGAAGAACGGCCACUAGAGAAAAGAAGACCCCAUCGCUCCCCCGAAAGAAGUCCAGAACCAGCACGGAAGUUCAAAAAGAAGGAAGAGGAAGCGCCAGCGAAACUUUUGGAUGAUUUGUUUAGAAAAACGAAGGCUACUCCUUGCAUUUAUUGGCUACCACUUUCUGCUGAAACGAUUGCAGUGAAAGAGGAGCAACGUAGACAACACAUGGCCGAAUUUGAGCGACGAAAGCAGGAGCGUCGCCAGCAUCGCAGACACUAUAUCGCCGACCGUUGGGAGCUGCGGGAGAUGCCCGUUGGCCGACAGUGCCGCGUCGCUGCAGCUGUCAUGUGUUGUUUCAUUCUGCAGCUCGAAGGAUCGAUUCAGAUUAUGUAUCAGGUUUAUGGAGCAGUUGCGUUGACGGCAUAUUACCGUCAACCACUGUGUUGUGAUUUCAAAAUGAUAGGUAUAUGGUGCUUCUGUGUGGCGCUGCUGGCAUCCGCAGCAGCACAAAACCCAUUUACCCUUGAAGAAUUUGUCACUGGACAAUUCUCCCAGAGAGGAUUCACGGGUAGAUGGAUUUCUGACACGGAAUUUACCUUCACGAUACCAGGGGAGGCCGGUAUCAAUGUUUUUGAUGUGCCCACUUUGCAAAGCAGGGUGCUUGUAUCUGGAGAGCUUAUGGGUUUUCUGAACACAAGCAACCCAAUAUUAUCAGCGGAUAGACAGUACAUUUUAGCUCCCAGCGAGGUUGAAUCUGUAUAUCGUUAUUCAACGACAGCGCGCUAUGCACUCUAUGAAAUUGCCACAGGCAAUGUUACUAACAUAGCGAACCACCAACGUCUCCAAUUAUGUAUUUACGGAGGUGGUCACUCACUUGCGUACGUGCUUGAUAAUAAUUUGUAUUAUCUUCCUGAAAACUCAAACCAACCCAUCCAGAUUACCACUGAUGGUAUCCCCGGAGUUAUUUAUAAUGGCCAUACUGAUUGGGUGUAUGAAGAGGAUGUUAUGUACACAGGUCAAGCCACAUGGUUCUCUCCAGAUGGAAGAUACUUAGCGUUUGCGAGCUUCAACGAUACGCUCGUAGAAACUUAUUCUUACUACUACUAUGAGGACAAAAGUGAUCCAGAAGAUUUGUAUCCAGAAUUAGUUGAUCUUAAAUAUCCCAAGGUCGGUCGCACUAAUCCAACGGUGACGCUUCGUGUUGUUGACUUGAGUGUGAUUCAGAAUAAUGUAAAUUACAUUGUAAUGGAGGCGCCAGGAGAAGUGACUGAUGACCAUAUUCUGGGCGGUGUGACUUGGCCCACAGCAACAGAAAUCGCAGCUCAUUGGUUGAACAGGCGUCAGAAUCAGACUGUACUUAGGAUUUGCAACGUUCAGACAUUAGUUUGUGAGAAUGAGCACAGAGAGCAACCAAACGGUUGGGUGCCCAUUGCAUUACCUCGAUUCAGCAGCAAAGGCGACUACUACGUAUCCACCCGAUGGUCGCUACAACAAGCAGAUGGCAAGGCGUGGCAACACUUAUAUGUCACUAUGCGUGUUAACGGCACUUUUGUGUCUAGUUCUGUGACUCCGGGUGCAAGGACCAUCAACUCUUUUGUCGGUCUCGAUGAAGAUAAUUUGGCGUUCUACUACACAAGUACGGUGGAAGGUAAGCCCUGGCAGUCCGGGGUGCACAUAGCGGGCUCUAGGAUAGGUUGUCUGAGCUGCGAUAUAGAGCUCCCGGAUAAAGGCCCGUGCACAUGGGCCACGGCUACCGCCAGCCAACGCGGCACGUACUUGACCAUCACUUGCAGUUCCACUAACGAACCGUCUGCUACUUAUAUCUAUGAUCCCUUGAACAGAAAAAUUCUGUACACUUGGGAAACAAAUGAAAUCGUCCGUGAGCGUCUAAAGACUAAGAUUAAGCCAGUAACGCUUAUAACAACGGUGCCGCUGCAGAAUGGUCACCCCGCUCCUGUAAGACUAUUCCUGCCUCCAGGACUCGAUCAGAAUGGUACCACGAAAUAUCCCCUAGUGUACUACGUGUAUUCUGGACCUAAUACUAACACGGUUUUCGAAACUUUCACCGUCGGUUACCACUCAUACUUGACCACGAAUCGCAACACAAUCUACAUGUUGGCCGACGGUCGCGGGGCUGGACUCAACGGACAGGACAUUUUGUAUUCCCUCAAUAAUGCUCUCGGAACCGUUGAAAUUGAGGACCAUUCUGUAAUUUUAAAACAGGUUCUAAGCCGCUACCAAUUCAUAGACCCCGAAAAGGUGGCUAUUUGGGGCCACAGUUACGGUGGUUACGCGACCCUUCUAACUCUGCUGCAUGAUGAUGAGCAUCUAUUCAAAUGUGGGGUCUCUGGUGCUCCUGUCACUUCGUGGUUAUACUACAAUACAAUGUACACAGAGCGGUACAUGGGUCUACCAACCGUGGACGACAAUCUAGCUGGCUACGAGCGCGGUGACGUCACACUCCUAGCGGAUAAACUCCGCGGGCACGACUUCUAUCUGAUGCAUGGAAAUGCGGACGAUAACGUACAUUAUCAAAACGCUGCGAAACUCAUGAAGGCAUUGCAAGAAAAGGAUAUACCUUUUGAACAAAUGUCGUAUCCAGAUGAAGCCCACAGUUUGGUAGGUGUCAACAUGCACAGAUACAACACAAUGAACCGUUACUGGGAGAAAUGCAUACAAGUCCCCGGUGAAAUAGGGGCGUAAUUUUAAUAUUUAAACAUUAAAUAAAUUUUUACACAUUAAUAAAACAGUUUUGUUAUA
Colias croceus (clouded yellow) is the source of this 4990-nucleotide messenger RNA. RefSeq lists its product as uncharacterized. Gene Ontology annotation, biological process: proteolysis. The record is from RefSeq and is a predicted model, not a curated record. NCBI's taxonomy places the organism in Eukaryota, Metazoa, Arthropoda, Insecta, Lepidoptera, Pieridae. The coding region runs from base 128 to 4933 and encodes 1601 amino acids. The transcript is spliced from 22 exons. Gene Ontology annotation, molecular function: serine-type peptidase activity; dipeptidyl-peptidase activity; RNA binding.